Messenger RNA from Nyctereutes procyonoides (raccoon dog), 585 nucleotides. RefSeq names its product olfactory receptor 52A5-like. The coding region runs from base 1 to 585 and encodes 194 amino acids. The transcript has 2 exons. Gene Ontology annotation, biological process: G protein-coupled receptor signaling pathway. Gene Ontology annotation, molecular function: olfactory receptor activity. The record is from RefSeq and is a predicted model, not a curated record. Gene Ontology annotation, cellular component: membrane. NCBI's taxonomy places the organism in Eukaryota, Metazoa, Chordata, Mammalia, Carnivora, Canidae.
AUGCUACCAGGCAAGCAAUCUUACCCUCUGAGGCAUGCUACCAUAUUCACUCUACAACUAGUCACUCACAUUGGAGUUGCAGUGACACUGCGGCCUGCCAUUCUGGUCAUCCCAUGUCUGUUGCUCAUAAAGUGUCGCCUGAAACUUUAUCGAACCAAGUUGAUAUCCCACACUUACUGUGAACACAUGGCCCUCAUGAAGCUUGCUGCUGAAGACGUUUACAUUAAUAAAUUCUAUGGUCUCCUUGGGGCUUUUAUUGUUGGUGGCCUGGACUUCAUGUUGAUUGCCCUCUCCUAUGUACAAAUAUUUAUCACUGUCUUCCACCUGCCUCAGAAAGAGGCACGUCUUAAAGCAUUUAAUACAUGUAUUCCCCACAUAUGUGUCUUCUUCCAGUUCUAUCUCCUUGCUUUUUUUUCCUUUUUCACUCACAGGUCUGGAUCUUAUAUUCCGUCAUAUAUACAUAUCACCCUGUCCAACCUUUACCUACUGGUUCCACCUUUCUUCAAUCCUCUUGUCUAUGGGGUGAAGACCAAACACAUCCGAGAGAAGGUAGUAAAAAUGUUCCAUUAUAAAGACCAGGUUUGA